CCCGUGAGAUUAGACAGCAGCCAUCACGAUUUAACGCACAUAAUAAACAUCGAGAUUUAACCGUACGAAGGAAAUAAUCAUCGAUAGAUGCACAGAUGAAUAUAUCUUAGGCUUCAGACAGGAUGCUGCGCUUGAGAAAACAUUUAGGAUAUUCUCCUCUCCUCUGGUGUGGUGAGGGUGCGGUGAGGGUUUCGUGACGAGGAACAGGGAACAGAGGAAGCUGGAAGGUAGAGGAAGAUGGUAAAACCCAAGAGAAAGAAGCAGGUUCUGGAGGACGAGAUCGCGGAGCAGUGUUCUGGGGGGAAAAGGCUUUCUUGUCCUGCUCCUCUGCAACUUCCACCGCCUUCUUUCUUCAAGAUCAUGCUGGGUGACUUCACAAAGGUUUUGUUCAUACCGCCAAAGUUUACUUAUAAUUUGAUUGGCCAUGUCAAUCAGAAUGUAUAUCUCAAAGAUUGUAAUGAACAAUCGUCAAAGGUUAAAGUAUCCAGGAUUAAUGGUCAGUUAGCUUUUCAAGAAGGAUGGGCAAAGUUUGUGGUAGAUCAUUCUAUUAACUUUGGCGAAUUUUUAGUAUUUAUAAAUGUCACUAGAGCAUUGUUUUUUGUGAAGAUCUUUGGUAUCAGUGCGUGUGAAAGAGUUUCCUUUGGCGUAGGAAGCAACAGAGAGACAUGCAGAAAAAACAUUUUCAAAACAGCAUCUCUUGAAUCAUCACAGUUUCCUAGAAGUUGCAAUGGCAUUGGAGCAUCAAAAGAUGAAUAUGGUACUUCUAGGAAAGAUCCAGAAAUUAUAAAUGACCUAUCUAAUUCUUGCAAGGAAAUAAUUAUAGCCCAGGCUAAUGAUAAAGGAAUUUCUAAAUCUGGAAAAGAAGUUCUAAACUUUCUCCAACAUUCUCAUGAUUCUGCAAGUCCACAUAAUGGAGAAGCCAUUGACGUAAUUGAAUCAUUGAUUAAUAUUGCAAGUGGACAGGCAUCAGAGAAAUAUGAACAUCCCAAAAUAUUUACUGUCAGUAGAAAUUUGUUAGCACGGGAGUUAAAAGCUGACUUUGAUUCAAAUCUUAUGUUAAGAUUCACUCGUGAUGAAAAAUCUGAUGGUUCUCCAAUUGUUGCAUGUUCAAGACCUGAGACUAACAAUCACAUUGUUCACCGUUGGGAUAUCAUCAAACAUGAAUCUAGUGCAGGUUGCUCACUUCCUUCAGUGAAAAAGGAGAAAUACAAUGUAAUGCAUGCAUCUAGAGAGAACAUAGGAGGUUUUGGAAGUACCCUAUGUGCUAAAUCUCUUUUGGACACUAAGAGGAAAACAUGCGAAUCUGUGCAUGAUACUCUUCCUGAAGAGGAUCAGCAGGUAGAUUCUUGCUGCCAAAGGAAUCAGAAUCCAGAAACUGCAAAAAUUGAAGCUGUGAAUAAUGUGAAGGCACCCUUAUUACCGGAUUCUUUCUCCUUCAGCUUAACAUUGCCAUCUGACAAUUGGUGCUGCCUUGAGUUGCCCCAUAGGUUACCACUUAAGGGUCGCCGGAAAAAUUAUGAACACAGAAUUGUAGUUCUUCAGGAUCCAUCUCGAAGGUCAUGGCCGAUCAUGUAUCAAGCAAACAACAAGUUUACAGGAUUUUUGAGCGGGUGGAAGAAUUUUGCAACAUCCAACAAACUCCGACAGGGAAAUCAGUGUGAGUUCUUUGUGAUUCCAAAUGAGAUUGAGGCUGCAUUUCAAGUGAAGAUAAUUCGACCAUAAAGCUCGUAUAUCAUGAAACUCCAUUGAGAUGUUUGUGGUAUGGACCCAUUUUGACUUCUAGGUUAUGUUCUUAGCGAAAGAAAUUGUGAAGUUUAUCUGGCAUCAGUUUGCCCUUGCAAUGUGUACUAUGCAUAAGCACAAAUCUGCCCAGGAUGCUGUAAGAAUGCGACAUUUCUAUUUUUGCAAUGCUCAUGUCUAGGCAGUUAGUUGGACGAUAAGUUAUGACUCAGCGGAGGAAUGCUCUCUUUUAUAUUCUCAAAAUAUCCUUUUGGUUAUUGAGAUAGCUUUUGGGGUUGUAACUGUCUUAAUAACGUUGAAAAUAUUAUUCUUUGGAUGAGAAUUUUAA
Messenger RNA from Zingiber officinale, 2068 nucleotides. Its product is annotated as B3 domain-containing protein Os01g0905400-like. Gene Ontology annotation, molecular function: DNA binding. Lineage: Eukaryota; Viridiplantae; Streptophyta; Magnoliopsida; Zingiberales; Zingiberaceae. The record is from RefSeq and is a predicted model, not a curated record. The transcript is spliced from 5 exons. The coding region runs from base 238 to 1722 and encodes 494 amino acids.